AUGGAGGCGGAAAAAGAAUCGAGCGAAGCGUCUGUCGCCUCUGUGGAAACGGACGAGCCAUGCCUCGCCGCUGUGUCGAGCGCCGAGGUCGGUGAGAUCGUACGUGUCUUCAUCCUGCCGGCCUGGCGUAAACAUGGUCUUGGCAGUCGGCUGAUGGGACAUCUUGAAGCGCAUGCGCGCCAGCGGGCCGGCUACCGACGUCUCAAGCUGGAGACUUCACAGUUCCAGGACAAGGCGAGGCUAAUGCGCAGAGAUCACUUACGGCGUCUUUUCGCCACAACAGGCUGCUUCUAA
This is a messenger RNA of Protopolystoma xenopodis, 294 nucleotides long. NCBI's taxonomy places the organism in Eukaryota, Metazoa, Platyhelminthes, Monogenea, Polystomatidea, Polystomatidae. The record is from the annotation of a GenBank genome assembly.